AUGGUCCCUGGCAACCUUGAAGAGAAAGUAGCAGAGAUAUAUUGGCUGUUUGCCCUCAAGGCAUUGGCAUUUUUAGAUAUGAUAAUUGGUACCUUCAGGCUCAACUUCUAUGUAAAAGCUGAGGACGCAGAGACCUUCAUUCAGUACAUUUUCCUUGUGACCCAGAUCCACAGCAAUGCGUGUUCAAGUGCAACAAGGAUGGACUCUGCAUACCCAGCCCUCCAGGGUCAGAGCCCUGAAAGCCUUGUGAAGCCCAAGGACACUGUGGUGUUGUGUGUCACACCAAGCAUAAGUGACAGUAGUGAACACAUUAGAGAUACGUUCGUCAGCUUGCUCCUUUCUGCCCAUGGAUGCCGCCAAAGAAGCAUCAUUAAAGUCUCUCUUCUCCCUGCCGUCCUAAGUCAGUCUCCUAAAGAGCCCGAACAGCUGCGGAAGCUCUUCAUUGGAGGGUUGAGCUUUAAAACAACUGAUGAGAGCCUGAGAAGCCAUUUUGAGCAAUGGGGAACGCUCAGGGACUGUGUGGUCGUGAGAUAUCCAAACACCAAGCGCACCAGGGGCUUUGGGUUUGUCACAUAUGCCACUGUGGAAGAGGUGGAUGCAGCCAUGAAUGCAAGGCCACACAAGGUGGAGGAAAGAGUUGUGGAACCAAAGAGAGCUGUCUCAACAGAUGAUUCUCAAAGACCAGGUGCCCACUUAACUGUGAAAAAGGUAUUUGUUGGUGGCAUUAAAGAAGACACUGAAGAACAGCACCUAAGAGAUUAUUUUCAACAGUUUGGAAAAAUGGAAGUGAUUGAAAUCAUGACUGACCAAGGCAGUGGCAAAAAAAAAAAAAAAAAGCGGGGGAGGGCGUUUGCCUUUGUAACCUUUGACGACCAUGGCUCCGUGGAUAAGACUGUCAUUCAGAAAUACCAUACUGUGAAUGGCCACAACUGUGAAGUUAGGAAAGCCCUGUCAAAGCAAGAGAUGGCUAGUGCUUCAUCCAGCCAAAGAGGAAGUGGUUCUGGAAACUUUGGUGGCGGUCAUGGAGGUGGUUUUGGUGGGAAUGACAACUUUGGUUGUGGAGGAAACUUUAGUGGUCAUGGUGGCUUUGGUGGCAGCCAUGGUGUUGGUGGAUAUGGUAGCAGUGGGGAUGGUUAUAAUGGGUUUGGUAAUUAUGGUGGUUAUGGAGGAGGUGGCCCUGGUUACUCUGGAGGAAACAGAGGCUAUGGAAGUGGGGGACAGGGUUAUGGAAACCAGGGCAGUGGCUAUGGCGGGAGUGGCAGCUGUGACAGCUAUAACAACGGAGGCAGAGGCAGCUUUGGCGGUGGUAGUGGAAGCAAUUUUGGAGGUGGUGGAAGCUACAAUGAUUUGGGCAAUUACAACAAUCAGUUUUCAAAUGUUGGACCCAUGAAGGGAGGAAAUUUUGGAGGCAAAAGCUCUGGCCCCUGUGGCAGUGGAGGCCAAUACUUUGCCAAACCACGAAACCAAGGUGGCUAUGGCGGUUCCAGUAGCAGCAGUAGCUAUGCCAGUAGCAGAAGAUUUUAAUUAGGAAACAAAGCUUAGCAGGAGAGGAGAGCCACAGAAGAGACAGGGAAGCUACAGGUUAUAACAGGUUUGUGAACUCAGCCAAGCACAGUGGUGGCAGGGCCUAGCUGCUACAACGAAGACAUGUUUUAGACAAAUACUGAUGUGUAUGGGCAAAAAACUCGAGGACUAUAUUUGUGACUAAUUGUAUAACAGUUUAUUUUAGUUUCUGUUCUGUGGAAAGUGUAAAGCAUUCCAACACAGGGUUUUAAUGUAGAUUUUUUUUUGCACCCAUGCUGUUGAUUGCUAAAUGUAAUAGUCUGAUCGUGACGCUGAAUAAAAA
Molecule: messenger RNA, 1846 nt
Organism: Nomascus leucogenys (northern white-cheeked gibbon)
Lineage: Eukaryota; Metazoa; Chordata; Mammalia; Primates; Hylobatidae
Product: heterogeneous nuclear ribonucleoprotein A1-like
Molecular function (GO): RNA binding
Source: RefSeq, a predicted model, not a curated record